This is a messenger RNA of Didymodactylos carnosus, 4383 nucleotides long. The record is from the annotation of a GenBank genome assembly. NCBI's taxonomy places the organism in Eukaryota, Metazoa, Rotifera, Eurotatoria, Philodinida, Philodinidae.
AUGGAAAAUAUAUCUGACUUAAAUGAUAGUAUUUCAAAAGCAUUCGAUGUCGUUAUUACUAGUCUCACAGAGGAAACACUCGAUUCCAGUGCGAUUGAACGGCAAUUUAACGAGCUUUCCGAACAAAUAACCGAUUUCGAAGGAGUAUCCUAUCCUCAUUUCAUAGAACAUCGAUAUCGUUUCCAUCUGCUCCGUCUUGGAUAUUAUGAAAAGAUGAAAAAUGAAGAAAAAAGAAAAAAAGAAGAAAAGCUAUUACUGAAAUAUACAUCCUUACGUAGUCAAAACGUAGUAAAAGAAACCUUUAUUGGAACUGAUCAAACAUCUAAUAAUAAAACGAAAGAUGAUUCCGAAUCCUCAUGGGAGAUAAUACUCAAUUUAGUUUCAUCGUUGGUUCAAUCGCAAAAUACAGAUCAAAUAACAAAUACACUAAAAAAGAUUUCCCAACUGCUAAUAAGCAUAUUUCAGCAUCCUAUACAAACACUUGAUCAAUAUUAUCUACUACAAAAUAAUUGUAAAAACGUUCAGAGUUUAUUCGAAACGUUGAAAGUGAAUGAACUUGAUACGGUAUUGGAAGAAAAUAAUCAUGAAAGAGUGAAUAAUCUGGAUUUAUUAAUCGAAAUAAUUGAUUUAGUUUUGAAUAGUUUAGAAAAUCGACAAGAAUAUUUUGCGAAUAUUCUUCUUUCUGAUCUUCCUCAUUUGGAUGAAAUGUUAUUUCACAAUAUUCCUAAAACCGAACAAUGCAUCACACGGCGUCAUAAAGAAUGGGUUCGACUUUUCCAUUCAGAUAAACAUCGUGCUAAUCCAGUGUUCGACGAAUUAAUGAAACAUAUUAAUUCUACUCGUGAUCGCCAUCUUUCAAAAGUUCAUUCACUCUGUGCUAAAUCAAUUGUCGUACAAAAUGAAAUCGAUGAAGGACAUAAACAUGCAGAAUUAUCAAUGACAUUUAAAAAGCGUUUUAAAUCUGGUGGAGAUGAGGAAUUAAAUGUUGAGCAAUUAGAAAAAUUAUUUACAUUUGAGGCUCUUACAGCAUUUGAACAUUAUCGAGCUGCUCUUAAAUCUCUCGGUAAAAUGGCCCAUAAUGAAGCUGAUAUUUUACAGCGAGCUCAGAUUCUGGAAUGGAUGGCCUUAGUGAUGCGUCUAUCAGGAAAGCAUAACAUUGAAGCUCAACUAUACAUUGUUGCUGCAAUUUAUAUAAUAACACUUUUGGGUAUGACUGAACAGUUGUACCAACGAUUACGAAAGUUGCAAAUAGCGUUGGAAAAAUAUCAAGGUUUAGCGAGAAAUACUAUCACUGAAAUGGAUGCUGCGGCAUCUUCAAAUACAAAUCGAGAACUGAUACUAUGCACAAAUCCUAAAUUGUCAUCAAGAGAAAUUCAUGACGAAACCCAAGUAUUCAUCCGAGAAGCGAUUCUUCGAAAAUGUGUUGUACGAAGUGCUCAAAUAGUAGACCUCAGUGUCGAAAACCAAUUUGGGGUAGAUUCGAGUUUUCAGACAUCGACCGGUCGAUAUCUUCAAGUACGUGGAAUUUUAGCAAGUGCAUUUCUUCCUCUAGCUGCUGAAUUUAUCAUUGCCGGUGGAUCGUGGAUGUGGAACAAAAUCGUAUUUAAAAACGACCAGAAUCGAUCUUCUGUACAAGUUCUUUCGGACGAAUACCCUAUUCGACUCAGUUUAAAUAAAUUAAUGGAAGAUGCAGUGAAAUUUUACAAUAAUGAAGAAUACGCUAAAUUUAUUCAGGAUCUAUCAAAGUCCUACUAUCAAGAUCGCCAGCUAAUGGAUACAAAACUAGGAAGUGAGACGAUUAGUGUUGAAAUUCGUGUUGAUCAACUUAUACGACCUCUACUUAAACAUGGUUUUCGAGCUGAUAAAAUCGCACAUCUUCUUAUUUUGAUUGGAGAAGUUCUUCUACGUGGUAUUGAUUUUGCUGAUCCGACACGAAAAAAUCCAGAACAUACAGCACUGUUAGAACAAAGUAAAAUCCUUUUUCAAGGAGUUUACGACAGUGAACAAUUAAGUAAAGCAGCUGUUCAACUCGACGAACGCGUUCAGAAAUAUCAUCAAUUGAAGAUCACAAAAGCUGCAAAGAAGAUUCUUGCUUCAGUUUCAGAAAAAGACAUUGAAGACUCACACGAAGCUCCAUAUUCUGAUCGGCUUGCAGGCUAUUGCAAACUCGCUCGACUUAACUAUGCUAUUGCUUGUUUAUUGGCCGGAGGUAAAGACAAUUUUGAACGGUGUAAACAAUCGCUGAAAAUUUUGAAAUCAUCAGAGAAUACAUAUCACGAUCGAUUUUUCGUCAUACCAGAUGAACGAAUUCAAGCUCUCGAAGAUCUAUUGAGUGCAUUUGGAAUGGACGAUGAUAAUACGAAUUUGGCUAAUCCAUCUGGCAUGUGUACCAUCGCCAGCAACAUAACAGUUGACGUCAAGAAUAUCAGAUAUCUGAAAACCGAUCUUGGAUAUCGCGCUUGUAAUUUUGUGGAAGAAGUGGAUGCUAACAGUGAUCAAUUAAUAAUGCUACCUUGUCUAGUGCCUGGUGAACUUGGUUUUAAUUGUGAAAUGUUUAUUCAAUAUGUAUCGGAGAAGUAUUCGAGUUCUGAUCAACUUAUCCUUGAACUUCUUCAUCAGGAACGUGUUUCUAAUCUAUCGGAAUGGGCAAUCAAAUUCCGAUCAAAUAAAAAAAUAUUUCAACAUCGUGCCUAUUUACCGCUUCUUUCUGCAUUUGGCAAUAUAAAAAUACAACCUUGUGACAUCAUUCAAGACGAACAAUAUGGAAUAGUCUUUGAAGCAUCGCAUCCUGUGAUAGACUAUGUGCCGGGCAGGAGUGGACUCCGUGAAUUAUUUGUAGUAGUUCGUGGAGAACAAGACCAUAUCAGUUGUCUAUUUACCUUGGUUCCUAUCGAAAUAACUCAUCUCCAAUGGCAAUUAAACAAUACACCUGAAAAUCAUCCAGAGCGAGCAGUCAUUCUUCUACGUAUUGCUGAACACUAUAUGAACGAAGCGCAUCAGAAUGAUAAACAGAAUCAUUUAGCAGCUUUAAUUGAUUGGCAAAAGGCACAAGAUUAUUACGCUCAAGUUCUAAGCGUAAAAGAAGUAGCCACAAAACAACAUCUGGCUUCAGCCGAAUUAGGCUAUUGUAAAUGUUUGCUAAAACAACAUCGAUAUUCGCGUAUUAAUGAACGUUUGAGCAGUGGAGAUCGUAGUUGGUCAGCUGAUGUCUGGUUAGUUUAUGCUCAAGCCCAAAGAAAUAUUGGUGAGUAUAAGAUUGCGAAGUAUGGAAUUCAACAAGCUAUAAGAUUAGAGCCACUCAAUUGCGAAGUUCGAAGAGAAGAAAAAGCGAUCAAAAUGAAAGACGAACGAAUACAAGUAAAUGAACGGUUAGAUUUAAGCUAUAAUUUUCCUGGUCGUAGUAACGAAAAACCGUUUUAUAAUAUUCUGUCUAUUGAUGGAGGUGGAAUUCGAGGCGUCAUUCCGGCUAUUUGGCUGAUGGCACUUGAACAUAAGAUCAAACGACCAAUUUCGUCACUAUUUCAUGUUGUAGCUGGCACUUCCACUGGUGCCAUCAUUGCUGCAGGACUAACGACACCUUCACUGGAGGAUCCAUCUAAACCUUAUCAAGCAUACGAACUCGUUCAGUUAUACCGUGCAAAGGCUGAGCAGGUAUUCUCCAGAAAUCCAAGCUUUCUUAGUCGUGUUAGGGCUUCGUUGCUGCAGGAAUCGAAAUAUGUUGAUGAAGGUCGUCACAUGUUAUUCUAUGAAUAUUUCGGCGGCUCAAAAUUAUCGAAUACUCUUAGUGAGCUAGUGAUACCGGUAGUGAAAAGUGGUAGCAACGCUACUGACAUAUUCACCCGACGAGCGAGUCGUCGAGAUUUAACCGAAGACUCUCUUCUCACAGAAAUACUAAUGUGCACAACAGCUGCACCCACUUAUUUUCCGCCCUAUCGAUUGAAAAAUACUGUUUAUAUUGAUGGUGGUGUACAAGCAAAUAAUCCAUCAAUGAUUGCUUACGAUCAUAUUUUAGAUAUUUAUCCAAAUUGCGACAAAAAUCGUAUCCGACUUCUAUCCUUGGGCACAGGUGAUUAUGUUCCCGAUCCACUCAAUCCUGAUGCAGGUCGAAAUCUGUUAUUCUGGGCUCGAAAUUAUCAAUCUGUACUGAAAGUACUAAUGGAUGGUCCUCAAAAUAAUAUAGAUCUUCAUCUGCACAGAACUCUUGGUAGCAACUAUUACCGUUGGCAAAUAUGGCUCGAAAACCCUAUUGAACUUGACGAUUUUCGAGAGGCAAGCAUCGACAGAUUAGUUGAUUUAGCUCAUGGGCAUUUGGAAGAAAUGGAAGCAUAUGACAACCGUCAUCGACUUGGCCGUUUAAUAGAAGACCUCCGAUCAUCAUCUUAA